AUGACCGCAGCUCCUACAUGGCGCGCCCAGGGUGAGGCCAAGCGACAAUCGAUCCUGGACGCGAUUCCCUCAAAAUGGCGACUUGAGACCGUCAUACCAUCAGCCGCAGCACAGCCCGACGUCACCGGAGACUAUAUCCGACAGUUUUUAAAUGAGCGCGAGAUCAAGAUCACAGAGUCGGAUGCCGUGGAUAUCGUCGCACAGACAACCUCCGGGCGUUGGACCGCUGUCGAAGUCACAGAGGCCUUUUGCCAUCGUGCUGCACUGGCACAUCAAUUCGUGAGCUGCUUACAUGAAGUAUUCUUCGACGCAGCAAUCGAGCACGCGAAAGUGCUCGAUGCCUACUUUGCCGAACACAAAGCACCCCUUGGGCCGCUACACGGUCUUCCUGUCAGCUUGAAAGACCAAUUCCACAUCAAAGAUGUCGAAACUACCAUGGGCUACGUUGGCUGGAUUGGGACCUUUCAAGGGAAACCAACUGAUUCACGCUGCGGGGCAGUGGAAAGCGAGCUUGUGCGGGAAUUGCGUAACCUUGGCGCGGUGCUAUACUGCAAAACCAGCGUGCCGACCACCUUGAUGUCCGGAGAAACGAUCAAUAAUAUCAUCGGCUACACGUGGAACCCCAAGAAUCGAUUGCUCUCCAGUGGUGGCAGCUCUGGUGGCGAGGGUGCUCUCAUUGCGCUGCGUGGGUCACCUGGUGGGUUUGGGAGUGACAUCGGUGGCAGUAUACGAAUUCCGGCCGGGUUCAACAGUCUUUAUGGCCUGCGACCUUCGACAGGUAGAAUGCCUUAUCAAGGCGCUGCCAACUCGAUGGAUGGGCAGAACGUGAUUUUGUCGGUGAUUGGACCCUUGGCUCCUACGGCUCGCACGUUGACUCUACUGUUCAAAAGCGUUCUGAGCCAGGAGCCGUGGUAUCAUGACCCGCUUGCGCUGGAGCUGCCAUGGAGAGAUUCUAUCGUCCAAGAAACACUGGAUCUGGUCAAACAAGCAGAAACAGGCAAGUCAGCGCUCGCUUUCGGUAUGAUGCCGUUUGACGGUGUAGCUCGUAUCCACCCUCCAAUUGCACGGGGGUUGGAGCUGGUCGAGCAGACUCUGAAAAGGCUCGGUCAUAAAGUCAUCGACUGGUGCCCUCCAUCUCACGUUGAAGCUCAUGAGCUAGCCGGCAAAGCAUACCAGCUGGACGGCGGUACAGACUUGAAACUCCAAUUCGGUCUAUCCGGAGAGGCACCCCCACCCCAGAUCAUAGUUAAGGAGGGUGGAACUGAGAUGAUUGCGUCGGAAAUUGCUGCCCUCAACGUUGCCAAGCGGGAGUAUCAAAAGAAAUACAUGGACUACUGGAAUAGCACUGCGAAACUGACCGGUACCGGACGCCCGGUAGACGGAUUUUUCUGUCCACUGGCACCACAUGCUGCAGUAAUUCCGACGCAAUAUGAGCAAACUGGCUACACUACCUUCGUUAAUGUGCUCGACUAUACCAGCGUGUCCAUUCCUGUGACUUUCGCAAACAAGUUUGUGGAUGUACUUCCCGCCGAAAUAUCCGCGACUGAGGCAGAAGCAUAUAUCGACUGGGACUGUAAGUUCGACUUGGAGAUUGAGACCAUUGAUCACUCUGACAACGAAGCAGAUGAUGCCGAGACAUACCACGGAGCUCCUGUGGGAACUCAGUUUGUGGGUCGACGACUUCAAGAGGAAAAGAUAUUGACCCUGGCGGAGUACAUCGGGGCAGCGAUUGCUCGGGACACGGAACUAGCAUAA
Penicillium argentinense is the source of this 1755-nucleotide messenger RNA. It is a transcript of the gene gmdA, whose product is annotated as putative general amidase GmdA. Bases 1 to 1755 code for a protein of 584 amino acids. Lineage: Eukaryota; Fungi; Ascomycota; Eurotiomycetes; Eurotiales; Aspergillaceae. The transcript has 3 exons. The record is from RefSeq and is a predicted model, not a curated record.